Molecule: messenger RNA, 9741 nt
Organism: Salvelinus fontinalis (brook trout)
Lineage: Eukaryota; Metazoa; Chordata; Actinopteri; Salmoniformes; Salmonidae
Product: gamma-aminobutyric acid receptor subunit alpha-2-like
Exons: 11
Coding region: 392-1906 (504 amino acids)
Biological process (GO): gamma-aminobutyric acid signaling pathway; regulation of postsynaptic membrane potential; synaptic transmission, GABAergic
Cellular component (GO): synapse; neuron projection; postsynapse
Molecular function (GO): transmitter-gated monoatomic ion channel activity involved in regulation of postsynaptic membrane potential; inhibitory extracellular ligand-gated monoatomic ion channel activity; benzodiazepine receptor activity
Source: RefSeq, a predicted model, not a curated record
GAGCGGCAUACCAGUGUUUAUUGGUAACCGGUAGGCUACCGGGAGCCCUCGGCGGAUGUCCACUGUCACCGUGUGUACGUGAUGAGGGACGACGGGUUUGAAACACACCUCUGGGGUGGGGGAUCUGCUGGUAGCCAGCACCAAUCUGAGAAGGGUAGAAGGAGGGGGCGGGAAGGUUAGUUUGAAGAGGGCAGGCUUUCCACGAUGACAGCGCUUUCCCUCUCAUAAUUUCACCGUAACAAAAAAACACUUCAAAAUCCAGUGGAAUAAGAAUUGCCGGAGAAAUCAGUUGGGCCAAAACAGCGCCUAUUGACGGAAAGAAAAUCAAAAGUCGGAAGAAAAUAAGAGCAAGAAGAAACGUUGUUUUCUGGGUUUUGGGCCGUAGUUUGAGAUGGCUGCCACUCUCCGGAAACUUAUUCGUGCAGUAUUCGUGUCAGGCAUGUGGAUCUGCCUCCUGCUCCUCAACCCCUUUCCACAAACCGGGGCAGUGGUUGGGCACAGAGAGCCGUUGCCUGACGACAGUAGAGACAACAUCACCAUUUUCACCCGGAUCCUGGACAGACUGCUGGAUGGCUACGACAACCGCCUGCGCCCUGGGCUGGGAGUGGGUGUGGAGGAGGUUGUCAGGAGAGCUAUCAGGGUGGCUGACAGGGGGGGGUGCUCAGAGGGGGAUGCCCACAGGCCUCGCAAUACUCCUCUGAAGGUCCCCCGAUAUUCUUACCUUAUAAACAGACUUAUUCCCUCCGUCUUUUCCCAGGAGUACACCAUCGAUGUGUUCUUCCGUCAGAGCUGGAGGGAUGAGAGGCUGAAGUUCGACGGGCCCAUGCAGGUCCUGCCUCUUAACAACCUCCUGGCCAGUAAGAUCUGGACUCCAGACACCUUCUUCCACAACGGGAAGAAAUCUGUGGCCCACAACAUGACCACGCCCAACAAACUGCUACGACUGGUGGACAACGGUACCCUGCUUUACACUAUGAGGCUGACCAUCCAUGCUGAGUGUCCCAUGCACUUGGAGGAUUUCCCCAUGGAUACACACGCCUGUCCUCUGAAGUUUGGAAGCUAUGCGUAUACCAACAAUGAGGUUGUCUAUAUCUGGACCAAAGGAGAUGAGGAUUCUGUAGUCGUAGCGAAGGAUGGUUCAAGGCUAAACCAGUAUGAUCUACUAGGCCACGAUAUUGGGAAAGAAUCCAUGAGUUCCAGCACAGGAGAAUAUGUAGUGAUGACAACGUAUUUCCAUUUGAAAAGGAAAAUUGGCUAUUUUGUGAUUCAAACCUACCUCCCGUGCAUCAUGACUGUCAUCCUGUCUCAGGUCUCCUUCUGGCUAAACAGAGAGUCGGUUCCCGCCCGCACUGUAUUCGGGGUCACAACAGUUCUGACCAUGACAACCCUGAGUAUCAGUGCCAGGAACUCCCUGCCCAAGGUGGCCUAUGCCACAGCUAUGGACUGGUUCAUGGCAGUAUGCUAUGCCUUUGUCUUCUCCGCCCUGAUAGAGUUUGCCACAGUAAACUACUUCACCAAGCGCAGCUGGGCAUGGGACGGCAAGAAGGAGGCCCAGGAGAUGAGGAGAAGAGAAUCUGCCUCCCUUUCCAAAAAGGCCAAUAACACAUUCAACAUUGUCGGAACUACCUACACCAUCAACGUGGUAAAGGACCCAGGUUUAACCACCGUCUCAAGGAGUGCCACCAGAGCUACACACCACCACCACCACCACAGCCACAAGGUCCCUAAAAUGGACGACUCAUACGUGGAAGCCAUAAAGUCCUACAACCGCGUCAGCAGAGUGGACAAGGUCUCACGCAUCAUCUUCCCUGUACUGUUCUUCAUCUUCAACCUGGUCUAUUGGGCCACGUACAUCAACAGCAAGCCGCGCGCCAUCCCCUCCCCCAGGUCCACCACCCACAAUUAGAGUCACCCCGACAAACUAUUAGGCUGAGGUGGCAGGAGGCCAAGAGAUCCACCACAUGUUAUUGUAUCAUUGUUUUGGACUUCAUUUUGAUAUUUGCAAGUCUCAAUAGGUCGAAGACAAACAUUCUCUUAGAUUUGUAUGUACAUAGUCAAACUAUAAAUGCUCAUUUGUUGUUUCCUGAUGAUAUGUUUCUUUGAUAGAAUAGCCGGAUGGUGUUUUGGACAUGCUUUCUUUUCACUCUGACAUGAUAAGGGGGAGCAUGUGUUUGAAUCCUUCAUGUUAGCUCAUUACAGAGGAUCAGGUCCUGGUGCACCACACGCACACGCACACACGCACACGCACACGCACACGCACACACACACACACACACACACACACACACACACACACACACACACACACACACACACACACACACACACUCACACACACUCACACCAUUCACUCUGAAUUGCGUCAGAAUGCAGCAAGGAGAGCCAUUGGCUUAUUGUCGCUAUGGUGGGCUCUUAUAGCCAGGGGCAGCCUGUAGAGUUCCAUAGGAACAUCAUUAAUAAUCCUCAGUGUCUGCCCUUCUGCUAGCGCUGAAUCUCAACAGACCCAACCCAAUAUCAUCUGGAAUUGCUUUUGUGUCCUAUGGGCCUGCCUGUGCAUUUUCCAGUCCAGUGACUUUUAUUGUUUUAACAGGCUGAGUAUGCUCAAAGAGAAAGAAGCAGUGUGCCUUUUUGAAUACCCACAUCUUUAAGAUAAAGCUUUUGGCAAAUGCAAACACACACACACACACACACACACACACACACACACACACACACACACACACACACACACACACACACACACACACACACACACACACACACACACACACACACACACACACACACACACACACACACACACACACACACACACACAUAUAUACACAAGCACACUGGUGUCCAUAUGGUUUGGGCCUGUGUGCGGAAGCUCCCCCUUCUCUCCCUCCACGUACAGCCCAUGGUCACCGGUGGACAUGGUCAGUGAGGGUAAAAUCCCAAAAGCAUGGAUGAAACGUAAUCAUAAUGUGACUGAUGCAGCAUUUUAAAAUAUUCUCGAUGUACAUUCUCAUGUAUUGGCUUACAGUGGUCAGCCUCUGUCAUAGUAUUCGGACAUCAUUACCUCAGACUGAAGUCUAGUAUAGAUAACAGUUCAUUUGUAUAGUAAGGCAUUCAUCGGUUAAUUUAUUCAACCAUGUUCAAUCUACAGUAAAUAUUCUUGACUUUUCAGUUAAUGGAUGUUUUCUGAUGAAAGCUUUGACCCUUGUGCCUGUCCGUGUUGUUUCUUUUCUCCAUGGGAUUAUCAUACAAGUUUGAGGCCCCAUUUAGAAAAAUACAACUUAUUUUUUAAGAUGCUCGUUUCCAUGUUGUCAUUCCCAUUCUAUAUAUAUGGUUUUAUUUGUGUGUACAGGGAUGGGCAAAAAUACAAUUAAAAUACAAUUGCAUAAUACAUUUUCAAAAUACCAUAAAGAUCAAUGUAUCAAAAUAAACGACAAAAUACUUCGAUUUUUUUAUGUAUUUAAUUAAAAUACAUGUAUUUUGUAUUUUAAAAUACAGAAAUAUAUCUGCAAGUAGCUGGCCCGAAGAGCAAUAACAUUCUCAGCAACGGUUACAGAAACAUUUUACUUGCUAUGACUGUAAUAUGUUGUUGUUUGUCUACCUUAGUUGAAUGCACUGACUGUAAGUCACUCUGGAUAAGAGCGUAUGCUAAAUGACCAAAAUGUAGAUGUAUUUAUGAAAAUGAACAUGCCAAACAGAACUGCAAAGCACACUGGGUAUUAUUAUUAUCCUUGUCUCGGGUGGAGCUCAUUAUAGUAAUACUCAGCAUGCUUUGCAAUUGUCCAUUUUUACAUUUACAAUUAUAUUUAGUUCAUUUAGCAGAUGCACUUAUCACACCAUAGUGCCAUCAGACUUCUGAUACCAAUUCAGGGGGAGAGGGGGCUACAACAUUGUGAACCGCUAUAAAAAAUGGUAUAGAAAAUUAUUUUGUAUUUAGAAAAUACAUAUUACAGCUCUCAAAAGUAACUUGUUACAAAAUACAUUGGAGUGUAGUUCAGCCCAGUGUAAUACAAAUGACAAAAUACUCAGAAGUAAAGUGUUAAGGUAAAAUAUGUUGUGCUCAAAUCAUACAGCCUGUACAUGGCGAUAAUAAUAGCUGCUGUGAAAGUAAUGGCGUUGGGUUUCCAGGGACUUCUGUGAUUGUUAAGCAGAUGUCUUUUCCAGAACCCAAAAUAUGUUCUCAACCAUCUCUCAAACCAAGAUUACGUUCAAAAGAGAAACGCCUUUCAAAUGGAUAGAAUGGGAACUAUUUUAUUGUGACUUCUCUGAAGGUGUUAAAAACACAAACCAUGUACAAUGUAUCAAACAUAUGCAUGACAAUCUGUACAUGUGGAAGUCUGCAACCUCCAGUAAUGCUGUUUGUCAUAUUGAACUGUAAGGCUUUAGUAUCAGUGUUUCAGUUGCUAACUAAGAUACUGUGUAGUAUUCCAUCUCUGUUGGAGCUGGGGGUUGUCCUUCUAGCAGGGCCAGGGGUUGAUAGCUACAGGAAGGACUCUUAUCAUCAUAAAAUCAGAUAUGGAAUAUAUUUAUAUAUGAAUACAUACAUAGUAAAUAUAUUUAUGCUAAUUAACACAUGCAAUAUAAGACAUUAUAUACAUGUUAUAUAUGAUAUAGCCUGUACAGUAUCCUGGGUAGAAAGCAGUAGAGAAACAAAUAGACACAUGAAUACAAUAUUUAAACUAAGGGCAAAUACUUUAAUUAUAACACAAAAUAGUAAUUUGUGAAUUUUGUAGAUGUUGUGAAUCCAACUGUAAUAGAGCGUUUGUGAAAUAUAAUUAAGUCAGGUUUCAUAUUGAUCAGUAUUGCAGUCUCAGCUCUAAAACAGCAUCAAUGCUAUGGGAGUUGGUGUAGCCAAAAGUCCGGCAGAAGGCGAUAUUGGGUCGUUUUAUCUUAACGUCCAAAGGGAAUGUAUGCAGCCGGCUAUACACUCGUAUCCCUCGUGGACCGGUUCGUACAUAAAACAUUCUCCAUUCAGGCUGCAAACUUGAUUUAAUGACAAGAAGGCGGAAAAAAACAUGGAGAAAUGUGCAUACUUUAUGAAACCCCAUUUUCCAACACCAUGCUACUUCCUGCGAUCAGACCAAGGGUAAACAACAGAUUGCUGCAACUUGAUAGGCUGAGCGCUUUGGGCUAACAUUGGUGGUGCUUGGCGUCUGACAUCGUGGCUUCUUAGCAAGAUGAAUACCUUGCAUGCCCUUUUCAUACCUAACUGAAUGAGCAAAUGCCUUGUCUACAAGUGAUGCUGCUCUACACACUGUACUCUGUUCUCCGUUCUAACUGCCCUGAGGGAGUGGAGACCUCCACAAAGAGAGCUCCCAGAUUACUAUCGACACUGGAAGUAGCUCUCUUUACUGGCCAUACUAGUCGUUGCAAUCCCAUGUUGAAGUGUCUCUCCCCUGUCUCUCAAUGACAGGACCCUGGGUGUUGGAGAGACAUUUCUGUAUAUUGUCUACUCGCCGCUUGUCAAAUAACAAAUAACAGUUGGGAUUUCAAGGACAUUGUAUGUGGACAAAAAAAAGUUUAGGGAAAAAAUCUGCCCAAGAAAAAUCCACCCAAGUCAUUUGGUUUGUUUUGACAUGUGGAUCAUUGAAACAUCAAUCUUGUGCCUCUUGGUAGUUACCUCUGUCACGUGGGCUGUGCUCUAGCGCAUGCUAGUAAUUUUGUUUGUGGUGUUGACACUGCGAUUCAAUGCAAAAAGGUAGCACGACGGAACGAGGAAAUCCUAUAGGGGACAGGGCACGGCCUGCACAAUCUGUGUUGCAAUGCUUGAUAGCACCAAGGAACAGUCACCUGAAACUUGGAGUGUCAUUUCUGUGAGGUACUGCAUACAAAUGCAAGGACAGCAGAUGCAGCUUAUAGACAUGAUUCAGUAGUGUCCACACUUUUUAUUUAGUGGCGAACGUAGGGGGUCAUUGUGAAUCACCUCACAGAUGAAAUAUAGUCAUGAUCCACUGGGCACAAACUGGGUGAAUCAACGUUGUUCCAACGUAAUUUGUCAACGUAAUUUGUCAACGUAUUGUGACAUGGAAAAUAGUAUGGGUUUGAAAAAAUUACUGUUUUCAUCUCAUUUCAAUCAUUUAAACAUUGAAAUUAGGGUAAAACUUCAACUUAAAUACUUUGACUUGUCUGACUAGCAGGUUGUUACAUCAAUGUAAUUUCAACAUAAUCAUCAGAACUAUGUAUAGAUUGAAAUUGCAUUGAAAAUAUUUUUCAUCCUAUAUUAAAUAUAUUGAGUGGUUGAAAUGAUGUUGAAUUACAUAUUUGAUCAGACAUAUUUUAUUUGACCUUGUUUCAAUAGUAAAAUGGUAUGUUUGAAUAAACAUAAUUAACCAAAAUAAAGAACUACCUUUAUAUUGAAAUAAAAGGUGAAGCCACAGUCUGUUUAAACAGUGCCUCCUAGUGGUGAAUGAGAGUUAAUACAGUUCAGUGGGAACAAGUCUACCAUCCAGAUGCCCAUCUCUGUGUACGUUACUUAGCUUUGGAAACUAGCUGUGCUCUGUUCAGCUGAGCUAUCAUGUCAACACAUUCACACCUCGAUCAUUUUCUAUACUUAUUUGUGUAGACUACCUAAAUGACAUUGACUAGUUGAAAGUUAGUCCUUUAACUUUUUUUUACACUAGCUGUAUGUGAAAGUAAAUUCGGAUUGAGGUGCCCAAAGGACAUUUAAAGAUGUAUUUAAAGAUUGAUUUCAUUCCAGUGCUAAUCUUUAACUUAGAUUUUAUGGUUGAGAUGGAGAAGUGAAUCCAACAUAUCAGUCAUUAAUUUGAAGACAAACUGGAUGUUGAAUUGUCCACGCAACCAAAUAUCAACAUUUGAAGGAGAUAUACAGUAUCUUCUACUUGGAUAGUAUAUAUUAUGAAAAACACAAAUACAAGACCAUAUCCAAAGGUAAAAGUUUAUUAUUAAUGUCAUGAAUUUAGCAUCCUAUUUAAAGGGCUAAUGGUAACUACUUCUAAACUUCCAAAGAUCCAAUCAACCAUGGACGAAUAAUGGUAUACUUAGCUUCACGUUGACAACUAGGUAGCUAGCUACACACACUCGACCGGUGACCACAUCUCUCAAGCCAUGUAUGUUUGGAUACCAAGUGCACAAUCUCUGUGCAGGGCAGACUAGGAAAAAGGCUCUUCCGGACACGUGCAAGCUCCAUACAGGGCAGAUCAACAGGUACAACCAACAGACGGGGUGGAAGGUGGCGAACUUGACUACGACUUGCGGGUAGUGGAUUCCAAAAGACAAUACAUUGAAAUUGCAUUGAAAGUUUCACAUAGAAAUGUAAAAAAUAUUUUUUAUACUAUAUAUUGGGUGGUUAAAAUUCAUACCACCACCGAAAAGGGCACUUUGGAGACUGGAAGGGAAAAGGGGCAUGUGCUUUGCACAGGUAGAGCCCUAUCUGUACACGUGCCUGUGUACCAGUAGGAGUCACUGUUCAGGCAGGAAUUGUUAGGCUGUGGCUUCACAUUUUAUUUCAAUAUACCUCAUUAUUUAGGUUGAUGGCAUGACGUUGAAACAAUGACGUUGAUUCAAGCAUACCAUUUUGCUAUCAACACUGAUACAAGGUCAAAUAAAAUCUGGCUAAUCAAAUAUGAAACUCAACAUCAUUUUAACCACCCAUUAUAUACUAUGAAAAAUAUUUGUUACAUUUCUAUGUGAAAUUUUCAAUGCAAUUUCAAUUUAUAUGCUACAUAGUUCUGAUGAUUAUGUUGAAAUUAGAUUGAUGUAACAACCAGUUAGUCAGGUUAAGUCAAUGUAUUUAAGUUGAAGUUUGGCCCUAAUUUCAAUGUUUACUAUGCUGGUUGAACUUAGAUGAAAACAGUACUGGUUGAUUACUUUUUUCAAAACCAAUAUAUUUUUCACGUUGAUCACACAUCACAAUACGUUGACAAAUGACAUUGAAACAACGUUGAUUCAACCAGUGUUUGACCAGUUGGUGGGCAAUAGAACCAGAAUGUAGAUGUCUGCCUAAAUAUGUACCGUUUAACAAUUUUUUGUCUCUGCCAUACAGUAUGUCUCCAUUAUUUUCCAAUUAUUUGCUGUGCCAAAUGACUUUUUUCGAAAAAAGAGUAAAGAAAUCAUGUGCCCAAGGAUAUUGCAUGGUUUCAUGUUUUGCUCUCAGAGAGAUUGAGUUUGGCAUUGAAAAUGUCUGAAGGGCGUUGAUUAAGAAACAAUUUGAUGAAGCAGGCGUGUUGUGUGGGAGAUUACAUUUUGUAUAGACAGACCCUGACCCGUUUAACAUGCAUCGAGGCGGUGAUGAUGGACAUUUUCCAUAUGAUGCUGCAACAGCUGACCCAUUCGCCUCAGUAAAUGAUUUAAUGUCAGGACCAAAACACUAUUCAAUAUUGCAUCACUUGAGAUGCUCAGCUAGACCACUUGCUGUAUCAGAAAAUUGCUUAGGAUAUUCAAGUGACUCUACCAUGCAUCCUGCAGUAGGAGCCGAAUACCACAGUUUGGAACUGUGCACAAACAGUAGUUUGUCAGACAAGACCAACAGAACAUCAAUGUCAUUCUAUGGUGGUUCACUUCCUGUUUAGUAUUGAAUGGUAUAAAGAGGUGGACUGUGUAGUCCAUUAUAUUUAGAGCCAAAUAACCUCUCUUUUUUUCUCUCUGCCCGCAUUAGAGAAUAUUAGAAUGUGUGAAAAAUGGUCCCAUGAAUAUUUGAGGUUAUAGCCUAGAAUAGUUUUGACUUUAAAUUGGUUAGGUUGCUUGUGCCUGCUACGUUAAAAUAUUUAUAAUAUUUAUACAUUUAGUAUACGAGUUUUAUUCAUAACCACUGUUCUCUGAGUGUACUAAGUUUCAAUUGGUGUGCUGCACUGUGGAUGCUGCACUGUGGAUGCUGCCCUAGCUCUGUGAAUCCAAAGUUAAUAAAGCCAAACACAUUUGACAACUUUCAUCACAGUAGCCUAGUUUCAGGAAUCAGUGCGCUUUGCAUAUUUAACCUGUGUGGAAACCUGCGGCUUCUGUGGAAGCUUCUGUUGCACUGUGCUCUGUCCUGCGGUAUUAAAGGAUACACUUAUCAAAUAUAGAAUUAUAAAAAUGAUCAGCACCCAGCAUAUCUGAUGUGAUAUGAUCAUAUUGUUCAUUUUGAAGGCAGAGUGUCUGCGAGGUGGUUUAUUUCACCUCUCGCUGUUUUAAAGACUAUGGUGUAAUGAUGACGUCAGUCCGUCAGAGAUGUUUUUGUUUGUAGAAACCUGACUUUGAAAGUGUUCAUUUUUCUCUCUGUUGUGAAAGUUUGUUUGUGGGGCUGAUGACAAUACAGAAAUGUUGUUUUAAACCUCCCUUUGUCUAGGUUUUGCUAUUCUUUACGUUAAAUAAAGACACAGUACUUUCAUUUGCUGCUUGCUUUUCAGUUGUCUUUGUGAAAGUGAUUGAAUAAACGAUUGAAUGCUGUAACCCCAUUCUCCUUUUCAGCUGUUGACAUUAGUGUUAAUUGGUGACUAUGUACUUCAUAUAGGCAUAAUGCAUUGGUUAUGAAGUGUCUAUGCAAUCCUCACAAUGGGCCCUUAACUGAGGGAUUCUCCGUGUUUUCUGUUGGGAAGAAGUGUUUGAGUGUCUAGACUGAUGAAAUAUGUAUUAUUGCGAUGUCCUAUUCUUUUUGAGGCCAGUGUGUGCACUGCCUUCACAAUGAGCAGCAUUGAGGAUCUGUGUGCUUGGGUGUAUGGACCGCAUCCAUCUUUAAAAAGGUGUGGACCUUCUGAAGCCUCUCUGCCCAUCACUCACCUCAAAUAAAUCCUACUAAACAUAAAAGCA